AAAAAAUUAAGAAAAAGUAGAUUAUCCCAUUUUAUUCUUGCUUAGUUUGGAUUUUGCGACACUGACCUUCUGCUACAUGACGUCACACUAAUAGAGCGUAUUCCAAAUUUUUACAAAUCUGUCAAAUUUUAUAUUUAUAAAACUCGAAUAGAAUUUUUGGUGACUCCUACUAAUUAAAAUAAAAAUAAAAUUAAUAAACAAAAGUACUGCUGGAUAUGGUUAAGUUCUACCCAAAGAGAGAGUUAAUUCUUUGGCAACCCGCGAAAUGAAUUAGUAUAGGAAUGAUGUUUGUUGUGUUUUUUUGUGCUAUAGCACUAUUCAACAAUAUUCCCGCCGAAUUCUUCAUAUCUUAUUUUUAAUGUAAUAAGUGCUAAUACUUACUUAUAAUAGUGUAAUAUAUAAAGUUAUUUGGACAAUGCUUCUAUAUAAGUGGUUUUCUGUUUUUGUACUAUUAGAUAUCAUGCAUAACAGUUCUACUCUAUUUUUCAUAUUUUUAUGGUGAGGUCUAUAUCAAGAGUUUCAAGGAAUUAUUAAGGAAACCGCAUUAAUGCAAGGGAGGAGAUGUCUGAGCAAACUGAAGAAUUACGGAAUAUGCUCUUCAGUUUUCGAGUGUCAGAAUUACAAAUGUUAUUGGGCUAUGCUGGUAGAAAUAAGACAGGACGUAAAACCGAACUUCAACAAAGAGCUGUAGAAUUACUCAGAGUUAGAACACAUCCGAUCCAUCAAAAAAUCAGAGAAUUAUAUAAAACCAUACAAUCCAACUUUUCCAGGCAAGCCAGUACACUGACAUCAGGUCCUCAGACAAAUUCUGCAACUCCAGAUCAACAAACUCAAGUUACAACAAUGUCACAGCAACCUGGGAACAUAACAAGAAAUACAGCUCAAGUUCACCCAUUUAGUGUAGAUUCAAGGACAAUGACUACUAGACAGGCAGCCACUACUGCCAUGUACAGCACACCUAGUAUGGCUCAAAAUAUGUAUUAUCCUCAAUAUACAAAUCCAAAACAACCUGUUAUGUCCAGUAAUUUUCCAGUUCAUCCAGAUGUUAGAUUUCGUAGAUUACCUUUUUAUGACAUAAUAGCUGAUCUCAUAAAGCCCUCCACUUUGGUGCCUCAAACAAGUCAGCGCAUGCAGGAGCAACUAUUUUAUUUUCAUUUAACUCCACAACAGGCCACAGAUAUAGCCAUCUCGAGAGAUAUUAGGCCAGGAGUUAAAUGUGAUUAUAUUAAACAAGUUCAGUUAAGAUUUUGUUUAUUGGAAACAACUUGUGAACAAGAGGACUGUUUUCCACCUCAAGUUAUGGUUAAAGUUAAUAACAAGUUAUGUCCUCUUCCGAAUCCUAUUCCAACAAACAAGCCAGGUGUAGAGCCAAAGAGACCACCCAGACCAGUUAACAUAACUCAAAUGGUCAAAUUAAGUCCAACUGUGGCCAAUCAAAUAUCAGUAUCUUGGGCAGCUGACUAUGGUCGUGGCUAUGCUAUGGCAGUGGCGCUUGUACACAAACUGAGUUCUACUGAUUUGCUUCAGAGGUUACAGAAAAAAGGUGCAAAACAUUCUGAUCAUACAAGAGCACUCAUAAAAGAAAAAUUAAGCGACGAUGGAGAUUGCGAAAUUGCGACAACUAGUUUAAGAGUUUCAUUAAUGUGUCCUUUGGGCAAAAUGCGAAUGUCUACUCCUUGCAGGCCACAAACUUGUGGACAUUUGCAGUGUUUUGAUGCAUCUUUGUUCCUCCAAAUGAACGAACGUAAACCAACUUGGAACUGUCCUGUCUGUGAUAAACCUGCAGUGUAUGACAACUUGGUCAUUGAUGGGUAUUUUCAAGAAGUUCUAAAUUCUGUAUUGCUGCCAUCGGAGUGCAAUGAAAUACAGCUUCUAAAGGAUGGAAGUUGGAGCAGCCAGAACAGUGACAAGAAGGUUGUCAAGAGCGAAAAGUCAGUACCAACUAGUAUAGCUAUUGACGAUUCCAUCGAGAUAAUAGAUGAUAAUGUUGAAAUCGUGAGCUCAAACGUCACUCCGCCAUCCUCCUCAACUGACAAACCUAAAGAGCCAGAAAAGAAGAAGGAAGUUGUAGACCUGACGGUGUCAGACUCUGAUGACGACGAGCCACUAGCCAAGCGAAGGCCUCCGCCAAAGCCAGAUUCUACCAUCAAAUUUAAUGGACUGGAGACAGCCAAAUCCCUGGUCCAAAGAAAGAUAGAUGACUUUUUCUCGUUGGAUUUUAAUCGCAGCGUUGACUGCUGACGAACGAAGGGGUAACUGAUAAGGAUGGGCGAUAAUGGAUUUUACCUAUCGAUAAGUUAUCGCUAUUCACCUGUCGAUAUGUCGAUAAUUAUCAAUAUAUCGAUAAUCAGGGGUAAGUUGAUAUAUCGAUAACUGUCGAUAUAUCUGUAGGUAUCGAUAACUAGUUAUCAAUAUAUCGGGGAGAAAUCUGUCCCUAAUCGUAAGUAUUUAGUACAAAAAGUGUUGGUUUUAGUGUGGGUUUACAUGCAUCCGUAAUGCUUCGUCCGUUGCUGGUUUUAUGUAAUUUUGUUGGUUUAUUUAAAAAAUGACAGCUCACACUUAGGGUAUCUACAUAGUGAGGCAUCUCGAUUCGAUGCUCGCCGCGAUGCAUCGUACGCGCACUUACUCGCCGUUUUAAAACAGUGCUUAAAACGUGCGCGUAGGAUGCAUCGCGGGAGCAUCGCUUCGUGAUGGCCCACUAUGUUUGUACCCUGAAAUAUGACUGGAGUAACGAAUCGACAGACGACACAUGACAGAUGCAUAUAAACCCAUCCUUAUGAAAUUUUAAAGAGAACUAAAAAUAUAAUAUGCAUAACUUAAUUUAGUUUUAUUUUUUUUUCUUUUUUUCUUAAACCCUUAGAUUAUAUCCAUAUAUUUUUCUUCCUUUUCUUGGGUAUGAGUUUUUUUUAUUAAAUUGAAAGAUUCGAUUUUUUUUAUGCGACGUUUCGCUUCAACAUAGUGGGCUUUUUCAGGCACUUUAUUCUUGAAGCCCACCAGUCUGUAUAAAUGACAUUGUUAUGUAAAUUACAUAAUUGACAUUUAUCCAGACUGGUGCUAGCAAGACAGCUUCAAGAAUAAAGUGCCUGGAAAAGCCCACUAUGUUGGAGCGAAGCGUCGCAUAAAAAAAUUUCCAUCUUUCAAUUUAAUAAAAAAAACCUCAUACCCAAGAAAUGAAAAAACAAUAUAUGGAUAUGACUUAUUUUAUAUACUAAUUUGGAAAUGUUCAUUAAGGUUUAUAAAAAGCUAAAUAAAAAUAUACCUAAAAAUAACUAUCGAUAUCAAUAUCUCGAUUCUUAUUUGUAUAUUGAUAGUUAUCAAUAAGCAAUGCUUAUGGAAAUGCUAUCGAUGUAUUGAUACUAAUAAAUUAUAAAGUAUAAUAUACAUACUAUCUAUAAUUUUCACCUAUACCUAAAAUAAUCCCAACUCUAGUAACUGUUCCACAAAUAUGGAGGGGAUUGUUGUUUGAAUUCAUCACUGUUCUAUGUGAAUUUCUAAGUUUAUUGGAAUAUUCAGAAUGAUGUGAUUGUUACUUUUCCUGAUUUGAACUAUAGAUUUAUGUCCAGUCCGAUUCACGAUGUUACAUUCAUUAUAUAAUAAUUUCAUUUUGAUGAAGCACAAUGUUAACUGUCUACAUUAGGAAUAAAACAUGACAAGAAAUAUUCUUAAUUUUUUCUUUUUAAUAUCUUUGUUUGAUCCAGUAAUGGAGUUCUCUUCGAUAUUAAGACACUAAAGUUCUCUCUCAAUAAAAAUAUUCUGACGCAUUUGUUAUUUUUUUACGUUGUUGUAUCUAUGUUUGUUUAUAUUGUCCAUCAAGAUUCAAAUAUUUAUUAUAAUAAAUUAAUUAAAUUUGAUAUUCAAUCUACACUAAUUAUUAAAUGAAUACUGUUUAAAUAUUCUAUUCAUAUUUUUUACGGGGCUACAAAGUAUUGUUCAUAAAAUUUGAUAAAGAACUUGGCUUUGGCUAGUCUAUAUUUUGUAAUGAAUUUAUUUUAUGUAAAAGUCAAGUUAUUAAAGUUGUCUGAUGUUUCUGAAGUUGAAUUAUGACCAAAGAUUCCAAUAAUUUUAUUUUUUUAUUAAAUUUUGGCUUGACACCAAGUCACUGUGUUGCAAAUUGUUUAACCACAAGUAUUUCCUUAGUUUGUAAGUUUUUUAAAAGUUCUGUUCGUGCUAUUUUAUUAUUAUGUAUGUUCAAAGCGAAAUUAUA
Molecule: messenger RNA, 4204 nt
Organism: Sitophilus oryzae (rice weevil)
Lineage: Eukaryota; Metazoa; Arthropoda; Insecta; Coleoptera; Curculionidae
Gene: Su(var)2-10
Product: E3 SUMO-protein ligase PIAS1
Exons: 10
Coding region: 562-2241 (559 amino acids)
Biological process (GO): regulation of transcription by RNA polymerase II; protein sumoylation
Molecular function (GO): transcription coregulator activity; zinc ion binding; SUMO ligase activity
Source: RefSeq, a predicted model, not a curated record